UUCAGUCAAUGUGUGGGAACAGUCCGUAACUAAGCUUGUUUUAUUCUAGUGCAUCUAGGACGCGUCAACAUUUGUUAUUUUCUCCUUUUUUGGGGGAAAAGAAGCAACUCAAAAUAUAUCUGACUGACAGCGCAGUUCCAUCUGGAACUUUGGAAAACCACUAGUCCUUGUAUGUACUUACUGGAUAGUGUAGACAAGCACUUUCCAGCCGCUGAGCAGUUGGUGUGGGGAAGACCGGGGUGCCACCAUGGGAAACCGGGGGAUGGAAGACCUCAUUCCCCUUAUCAACAAGCUCCAGGACGCCUUCAGCUCCAUCGGGCAGAGUUGCAACUUGGAGCUGCCCCAAAUAGCGGUCGUCGGCGGCCAGAGCGCGGGGAAGAGCUCGGUUCUGGAGAAUUUCGUUGGCAGAGACUUCUUGCCCAGAGGGUCUGGUAUUGUCACCCGUCGUCCUCUUAUCCUGCAACUUGUUAACAACAAAGCAGAGUAUGCAGAGUUCCUCCACUGUAAAGGUCGUAAAUUUGUAGACUUUGAUGAAGUCCGUCAAGAGAUUGAAGCAGAAACCGACCGCCUGACAGGAUCCAACAAGGGUAUUUCACCCAUCCCAAUCAACCUCCGAGUCUACUCCCCUAACGUGUUAAACCUGACCCUCAUCGACUUGCCGGGAAUGACUAAGGUGGCUGUUGGAGACCAGCCUGUGGACAUUGAACACCAGAUCAGAGACAUGCUGCUCCAGUUCAUCACCAAGGAGAGCUGCCUAAUACUUGCUGUCACUCCGGCAAAUACUGACCUGGCCAACUCUGAUGCUCUCAAGAUUGCCAAGGAGGUGGAUCCACAGGGUCUUCGGACUAUUGGAGUGAUUACCAAGCUGGACUUGAUGGAUGAGGGGACUGAUGCUCGAGACAUUCUGGAAAACAAACUGCUUCCUCUCCGCAGGGGUUACAUCGGGGUGGUGAACCGCAGUCAGAAAGACAUUGAUGGGAAGAAAGACAUUCGCGCUGCUUUGGCUGCUGAACGCAAGUUCUUCUUGUCCCAUCCGGCAUACAGACACUUUGCAGAACGCAUGGGCACACCACACCUGCAGAAGACACUGAAUCAGCAACUUACCAACCACAUCCGUGAUACUCUGCCAGGGUUACGGAGUAAGCUUCAAAGCCAGCUGCUCUCCCUGGAGAAAGAAGUAGAAGAAUACAAAAACUUCCGUCCGGAUGAUCCUGCACGCAAAACCAAGGCUUUGCUUCAGAUGGUGCAGCAGUUUGGUGUGGACUUUGAGAAGUGCAUCGAAGGCUCAGGGGAUCAGGUGGACACCUCCAAUUUAUCUGGAGGUGCAAAGAUCAACCGCAUUUUCCAUGAGCGUUUUCCUUUUGAGCUGGUGAAGAUGGAGUUCGAUGAGAAGGAACUGAGGAAAGAGAUCAGUUACGCUAUCAAAAACAUCCAUGGAGUCAGGACAGGCCUGUUCACCCCAGAUAUGGCGUUUGAGGCCAUAGUGAAAAAGCAGAUCAUUAAGCUGAAAGAACCAUGUCUGAAAUGCAUCGACAUGGUUAUCCAGGAGCUCAUCAACACAGUCAGGCAGUGCACUAAUAAGCUGGGAUCAUAUCCUCGCCUUCGAGAAGAGACUGAGCGAAUUGUCACCACCUACAUAAGAGAGAGGGACAGCAAGACUAAAGACCAGGUGCUCCUGUUAAUUGACAUUGAACUAUCCUACAUUAACACGAACCAUGAGGACUUCAUUGGGUUUGCCAAUGCCCAGCAGAGGACGGCUGCAAAUGCAACAAAGAAACGAGUCAUGCCUAACCAGGUUAUCCGUCGAGGCUGGUUGACAAUCAACAUUAGCAUUAUGAAGGGAGGCUCCAAGGACUACUGGUUUGUCCUCACUGCCGAGUCCCUGUCCUGGUACAAAGAUGAGGAGGAGAAGGAGAAAAAGUACAUGUUGCCUCUCGACAACUUGAAGCUAAGAGAUGUGGAGAAGGGAUUUAUGUCCAGCAAGCAUGUCUUUGCCAUUUUCAACACUGAGCAAAGGAACGUAUACAAAGACUUGCGACAGAUCGAGCUGGCUUGUGAUACUCAGGAGGACGUCGAUAGCUGGAAAGCCUCGUUCCUCAGAGCUGGUGUUUAUCCUGAGAAAGACCAGCCCGACAAUGAAGAUGCCAUGGUUCCAGGUGACACAGUGUCCAUGGACCCACAAUUGGAGCGACAGGUGGAAACCAUUCGCAACCUUGUGGACUCCUACAUCAGCAUUGUCAACAAGUCCAUUAGAGACCUCAUGCCCAAGACCAUUAUGCACCUCAUGAUUAACAGUGCAAAGGACUUCAUCCACUCUGAGCUGCUGGCCUACCUGUACUCAGCUGGGGACCAGAGCAGCCUAAUGGAGGAGUCUGUUGAGCAAGCUCAGAGGAGAGAUGAGAUGCUCAGAAUGUACCAUGCUUUGAAAGAAUCUCUAGUCAUUAUUGGGGACAUAAGUACCACCACUGUUUCAACCCCUGUGCCUCCACCAGUAGACGACACCUGGAUCAAAGAAUCAAGUCCUCCUGCAGGAAUCCGCCCUACUGCUGCAACAGUCCCCCCGCCAAACCGACCCCCGGCGGUCAGGGGUCCCGCACCUGGUCCGGCCCUGCCCCUGAACCCCUCACCAGCAUUUGGCGCGCCACCGGUGCCUACACGACCUGGCCCACCGCUCAAUCAGUCCGGUUUUGAACCAAACGUUCCAUUGAUUCCCUCCAGACCAGCACGAGUGCCUCCUGCUCUGCCACCGGGCAUUCCAAGACGACCUCCAUAUUCCUCUCGUAGCAACCAAAGGUGAUGGAAGCAUUGACGGAGCUCAAACCUACUCAGCUAUCAAGGGUGGCUGAUCACUGCUAUUUCAAGUCUGAUAACGUGAAAUUUGAAGUGGAACAGAAUGGAGGUGGAUCUAAUGAAUUGUCUAAGCAUGAAAUUACACGUGGAGGUGGAUCUGAAAUUAGAUUUCAUAGAAAGGUUAAUUUAAUUCAUAGUAAUUCCAGCAAGUCAUACUUUACUAUUUCAUUACAGUAAAAGGUGCUUUUCAUAAGAACGGGUUCUUCCUCAUUUCCAGGCUGAAAAUUAUUGAGUGUAUUGUGUAAUUUCUUAAAAGGGUGGAUAUUUGAGGUGGGAACCUCUUGAUACCUCACAAUACAAUUUGCGAUAGAAGGCUCAUGAUAACGAUCUUGCGAUACAACAAUUAUCGAUACAUGGGUCAGGAAAUCAUUCUAGGAUAUUCUACAAAACAACUAAUAAACAGAAAAACAAGAAAUGUUCAUCCUUUUGUUGUGAAUCAGAAUGAGUUUAUCACUAGUAGAUGUUCAAUCUGUUUCAGUGGGAGGGAUGGUAGCAAAUGAACGAAUAUUCAUUUGCUGCCAUCCCAUCCACUUCAGAUUAGACGUCUAUGGCCGUCAGUGGCCGCCAAUGCCAGGCGAUGAUUUAAUUUGGGGGCAUUUCAGAUCAUUUUCUGUUGAUUUUUGGUCACUUCCUUUUCUUUUUGGGGCAUUGACAGGUCACUUCCUGUUGAUUUUGGGUUACUGAAAAGUGACUCAAGAAUGUCCUCAAAUGAAUAGCAAGUGACUCAAAAUCAACAGGAAGUAACUUGUUAAUGCUGUAAAAUGAACAGAAGUGCCCUGAAAGUGGCCAUGAAAGCCUGGCUGUAAAUUCUCUGGUUUCAGUGCCAUUGACGCCCAGUCCAGUCAACAUGAAUUGGAUGUCUAGCGCCGUCAAUGGCAGCCAUUGAGUGAAGAUGCACCAAUACCAAUAUCGGCAGGGCGGGCCGAUCCGGCCCGAAAUGGUUGUAUCUGUAUCCUCAAGUACCAACAAAGAGGGUGCCGAUACCAUUUACCGGUCCAGUAUUAUAACACUAACUCACUGACCAAUGAGAGCGGGCCAAUAGCCGCUCUUAACCAAUGCCGGGGCAGCUUUCUCGUAUGUAGGAAAAGCAAACUACAAGAGGAAAAUGUCGGUGGUCUGGAAAUAUUUCAUUUUAUAAUCUCCGUCGAGUACAAUGGCUGGAUGCAAGAUUUGCGGCCUGAAGGUUUCGAGAGGUGGAGUUAAAUUGGACAUUUUCAAUACCUCGAACCCGAUCAAAUAUUUGAAGACGAAACGUGAACGAACACAAAGAGUUUGAGGCUACAAGAGGAGGAACUGCUACCAAGAGAAGGGAGCUGGACCGGAGCAACAAACCCUUCGUCUACUUUA
Molecule: messenger RNA, 4197 nt
Organism: Corythoichthys intestinalis (scribbled pipefish)
Lineage: Eukaryota; Metazoa; Chordata; Actinopteri; Syngnathiformes; Syngnathidae
Product: dynamin-2-like
Exons: 20
Coding region: 248-2797 (849 amino acids)
Biological process (GO): synaptic vesicle endocytosis
Cellular component (GO): microtubule; cytoplasm; membrane
Molecular function (GO): GTP binding; microtubule binding; GTPase activity
Source: RefSeq, a predicted model, not a curated record